Molecule: messenger RNA, 2780 nt
Organism: Silurus meridionalis
Lineage: Eukaryota; Metazoa; Chordata; Actinopteri; Siluriformes; Siluridae
Gene: prpf39
Product: PRP39 pre-mRNA processing factor 39 homolog (yeast)
Exons: 14
Coding region: 143-2446 (767 amino acids)
Biological process (GO): mRNA 5'-splice site recognition; RNA processing
Cellular component (GO): U2-type prespliceosome; U1 snRNP; commitment complex
Molecular function (GO): protein binding
Source: RefSeq, a predicted model, not a curated record
CAUGCGCACGGCGGCUGUGCCCUUGUGUAGCAGCGCGGUGGUGUGAGGGGGAGGUGUAGAGAACGAGCUCGGCAACGCGGCCACAUGUCGUUCAACAGAUAACUUCGAAAGCGGAAAGAAAUCGGUCAGCGAACACAAUUUAAUGGAACAAUCUGAUCUGCCAUUUUCGGACGAGGCCAUGACCGCUAUGGUUGGCACAAGUGCCUCUGACAAUGGGGGUGCUACUGCUAUGGAAGGUGCAGAAGAUGGCUUUGUCCCUGACCUUUCUAACUUGGCUCCUGAAGCUCAGUGGACAAUGGACCAAGUGCCUGACUCUUUUGCUGCUCUUGCAAAUCAACAGGACCCAGAACAGGGCCACCCAGAGCAGUACCAGCAGUACUCGGUAGAUGGGCAUUCAAAUUCUGCACCGGAGCAAAAAUCUGCCCUAUCUGAACAGCAGGACAAUUCGUCAUAUGUUGAUGAUGGAAAUCAGCCAGGAACAAAUGGACAGACUGCAGAGGUGGACCUUAAAGAUUCAGAGCUGAGCUCAGAAAAACAAGCUGAAACAGGCAGUUCGGAUAGCCCUGCAAAUAUGGAGCUUGAGGAUGGGUCCAAAGAAGAAAGUGAGGGAGGAGAUGCCUCGGUGUCAAAAUCUUUACUCCCCACUGACUUUGAGAGGCUCUAUAAGGUAGUGGAGGAUGAUCCUGAGGACUUUAAUGGAUGGGUUUACCUUCUGCAAUAUGUUGAACAAGAGAAUCACCUGCUGGCCUCAAGAAAGGCGUUUGAUGCCUUCUUUCUACACUAUCCCUAUUGUUAUGGCUACUGGAAGAAAUAUGCAGACAUAGAAAAGAAGCAUGGUUGCAUACAGGAGGCUGAUGAGGUGUAUCGCAGAGGUCUGCAGGCCAUCCCCCUCAGCGUUGACCUUUGGAUUCAUUAUAUAACUUUCUUAAAAGAGAACCAAGACACGAGUGAUGGAGAGGCUGAGAAUCGCAUACGAGCUGCCUACGAGCAUGCAGUUCUUGCUGCAGGUACAGACUUCAGGUCAGAUCGUCUGUGGGAAGCUUAUAUCAGCUGGGAGACUGAGCAGGGGAAGUUGGCCAAUGUUACAGCAAUUUAUGACCGUGUCCUGGGUAUUCCAACUCAGCUGUACUCCCAACACUUCCAGAGGUUUAAGGAUCAUGUGCAAAACAAUAAUCCCAAGCACUUCCUGUCUGAAGAGGAAUUUGUUCAGCUGAGGUUGGAACUUGCAGCUGCCAAUAAGCCCAGUGGAGAGGGAGAGGAGGAAGUCCCCAGUGAGGAGUUACCACCAGGCACAGAGGACCUUCCAGACCCAGCAAAGAGAGUCACAGAGAUCGAGAACAUGAGGCAUAAGGUGAUCGAGACGCGUCAAGAGAUUUUUAACCACAAUGAACACGAGGUCAGCAAGCGAUGGGCCUUUGAAGAAGGGAUCAAGCGUCCAUAUUUCCAUGUGAAAGCUUUGGAGAAGACUCAGCUUACCAACUGGAGGGAGUACCUGGACUUUGAGCUGGAGAAUGGGACACCGGAACGUGUAGUGGUUCUGUUUGAGCGCUGCCUGAUCGCCUGUGCCCUGUACGAGGAGUUUUGGAUAAAGUAUGCCAAGUACCUGGAGAGCUACAGCACAGAGGGAGUGAGGCACAUCUUCAAAAAAGCAUGUACUGUCCAUCUACCAAAGAAGCCUACCAUCCAUGUUCUCUGGGCAGCGUUUGAGGAACAACAAGGGAACAUUGAUGAGGCUCGAGGGAUCCUGAAAAGUCUAGAGGAGGCGGUUCCGGGAUUGGCCAUGGUGAGACUACGUCGUGUUAGCCUCGAACGCCGUCAUGGGAACUUGGAUGAGGCAGAAGCGCUUCUGGAGGACGCCAUCAAGAACGCAAAAAAUGGAAGCGAAUCGACCUUCUUCUCUGUGAAGCUGGCUCGGCAAUUCCUCAAAGUACAGAGGAAUGUUGGAAAGGCUAAAAAAGUAUUGCUAGAGGCCAUCGAAAAGGAUGAGACCAGUCCCAAGCUCUAUCUGAACCUGCUGGAGCUGGAGUACAGUGGAGACGUGCAGCAGAAUGAGGCAGAGAUCUUGGCAUGCUUUGACCGGGCCCUUGCCAGCACUAUGCCGUUAGAGUCACGUGUAACUUUCUCACAGCGAAAAGUCGAGUUUCUUGAGGACUUUGGAAGCAAUAUAAAUGUGCUUGUAGCCACUUAUGAACAGCAUCAGAAACUUGUAAAAGAGCAGGAGUCUCUGAAGAGGAAAGCAGAAAAUGGGUCACAAGAGCCGGAUUCAAAGAGGCAGCGCAUUGAUGAUGGCUCUGCAGCAUCUGGUCAGAUGAUGCCAGACAUGCAAGCUAAUCAUGGAGGAUACAACUAUAAUAACUGGUAUCAGCAAUACAACUCUUGGGGAAGUCCGAACACUUGGGGCCAGUACAGCCAGUAUGGCCAGUACUAUCCACCACCCCCAACAUGAAUGGAACCCAGAAAUGGAUUGAUGUUGAAGUCCCUUUUACCUGUUCUUAUUGCUACUUUCAACAUUCUCAGUCUUUUGACAUGUUUUCGUGUUCUGAGCAUGUGUUUUGGAAUUGAGUUUUUUUUCUCCUUCCUUUUCUGUAAAGAAGUGCGACUGUUUAAUUUUAGUGUGAUUUAGUGUGUUCUUAGUUGUUUCAGAUGAAAAUAUUUGUUAAGAAGGAAAUAUUCUGAAAUCUUUUUUCUUCUCCCACAAAUGUCAUCACUGAUUUCAGAGCCAAAUGUGAAAUGAAGGCUUUUUAUUUUGAAUUAAUUUCAUAAUAAAGAGGUUGCUGAGA